GACUAUGCUAACAUUCAAUCGUCCACUCCAAUCAAGACAACCCCAUAUCUCUAGUGGCAAUCCAGUAGCGCGCCGCCUCUGGCCGUCCGCCGUCGUCGCCCUCUCCCUCGUCCUCGCCCGUCGCACGUGUUGUGUGAUCCAGGUGACUCUGCUUCCCUCCCUUCCCAUCGCCAUCUCUCUCUCCGCACUAUGGCCCUCGAUUUGAUUCGGGUCUGAGCACUUCAUCCCAUUCCCCGCCCCAGAUCACGCCCACCGCUGUCCUGUUCGCCUUCCGCCGUGCCAUCCCAUAUCCACCGUGCUCCCCACCCUCCCUACUCCUCCCCGUUGGGUGCUGACCUUUUUCCCUCUCUUACGGAAAUCAUGCUUCAUCUGGUGAUGUUCUUAAUAUGGAGCAACGGAUAAGCUUAUCCGUGUGUCAGUUUCUCUAAUAUCUAAGUAGGGUUUCCCACCGUCCCCCGUUACGUCUAGUAUGCCAUUAGUUUUAGGCUGUGUCUGAUCCAUUAAUGGCACUGCAACCAAGACGUGCCAUCGUCCAGUCGCACCAUCACAAGAGCCGACAAAGGGUACCAUACUCUUUUUUGACAGUGAAUCAACUGACACUGUUUGCACCCAGAGAUAGAGAGAUAGAACAAAUACACAACAAUUUUGUAAAAAAAAAGUCAGUCCUAUGUGUGGGGAUUUCAGAAAUUACAAGCAAAUCAUUUUUUUUUCUUUAACAAGUUGCAGCAAGAAACUUCUUUCGAGGAGCGAAACAUGCACCUCGACAUUGGUGGCGGCAUUUAUUUUGUUCUUGAUUUGCCUUUCCCAAUAGCUACGAUGCACACUACUAUUCAACUCCGCACACCAUUUCUGCUCAGUGAGCAUAAUUCACACACCAAUAAUCUUGCUCCUAGCAGCGGCCAAAGGCAGAUCCAUGGAGGUUAUGACUGGGGCACUACCGAGCCUCAUCCCCAAGCUUGCUAAUCUAGUCGCUGGUGAGUACAAUCUGCAAAAGGGUGUCAAAGGGGAUAUCAUGUUCCUCCAAGAAGAGCUUGAGAGCAUGAGGGAUGCACUCGAGGAGAUCUCCAAGGUUCCAGCAGACCAGCUUCCCAACAGAGAUAAGAUUUGGGCUAGGAACGUGAGAGAGCUCUCCUACGACAUAGAGCCCAAGAUUCGCCAUAAAAUGGCUACUGAAAUUAGGACGAUCAAAAGGCGCAUCGUUGAGGUGCACGAACGACAUAUCAGGUAUGAAAUUAAUCUUGGUCCUGAUAAGCUUGGCAAUGCUGCUGUAGAUCCCCGAAUAUUUGGUCAGUACACAGAGCUGAAAGAGCUUGUUGGCAUCGACGAGACAAGAGAUGAGUUAAUCGAUAUUAUGAUGGAAGGGAAUGUAGUCCCCAUGAAGCAAGGCAAGAUAAUUUCCAUUGUUGGAUUUGGGGGGCUUGGAAAAACAACUCUUGCUAAUGCUGUUUAUGAGAAGAUAAGAGCAUUGUUCGAUUGCUGUGCAUUUGUUUCAGUGUCUCAAACUCCUGACUUGAAGAAAUUAUUCAAGAGUUUGCUCUAUGAUCUUGGCAAGUACAUCAAUGAAGAAUCGUUGGAUGAGAGACAGCUCAUCAAUGUACUCAGAGAAUUCCUUCAAGAGAGAAGGUAUUUAAUUGUUAUUGAUGACAUAUGGGACAUCUCAGUCUGGAAAAUGAUUAGAUGUGCUUUACCAGACAAUGAUAUCGGGUACAUUAUUGUUACAACCACACGCAUUUCCGAUGUUGCUGAAAAAGUUGGUGGUGCUUAUAAGCUAAAACCUCUUUCAUUGAACAACUCUCGAGAAUUAAUGUAUAAGAUAAUAUUUGGGAACGAAAAUAGAGAAAACACUAAAGACAAAGAAAUAUGUUUAGAUGAGGAGCUUGCAGAAGUAUCAAAUAAAAUACUAAAGAAAUGUGCCGGUGUGCCCCUAGCUAUUAUUACGAUGGCUAGUGUACUAGCUUGUAAAGCAAGAAAUGAAAUGGAGUGGUAUGAGGUGUACAACUCUAUUGGUGUUGGCAUUGAGAACAAUCUAGAUGUGGGGAAUAUGAGAAAGAUUUUGUCAUUCAGCUAUUACGAUAUGGCAUCCCAUCUCAAGACAUGUUUAUUAUACUUAAGUAUGUUUCCAGAAGAUUAUAAAAUUGAGAAAGAUCGUUUGAUAUGGAUGUGGAUAGCUGAAGGCUUUGUCCAAUAUGUGAAACAAGGGAAGAGCCUAUUUGAGCAUGGAGAGAGUUACUUCAAUGAACUCAUAAACAGAGGUAUGAUCCAACCCAUAUAUAACCAAGCUGGCAUGAUAUAUGAAUGUCGUGUGCAUGAUAUGGUGCUUGGUCUUAUAUGUUCCUUGUCAAAUGGAGAAAAUUUUGUUACAACAUUAAAUGGUUUGGGUCACGGAUCUCCAUCAAAUAUGAUUAGGAGAUUAUCAGUUCAAAAUGGCAAUGAGAGUCAAGCUAUGACUCUGCAAACCAGAAACUUGCAGCAAGUAAGGUCGGUUGUUGCCUUUCCGGAUGCCACCGCUAGUGUAGUUACGGUCUUGAGGAGCUUCCGAGUUCUACGUGUACUAGAUUUACAAGAUUGUGACCUUUCACAAUGUUGCAGCCUGAAGUACCUUGGGAAUCUAUUUCACUUGAGGUAUCUAGGACUAUGUAACACAAGUAUUACACAGCUCCCUGAAGAAAUUGUAAACUUGCAACUUCUACAAAUACUGGAUGUAUGGAACAAUAAAAUGUAUUGCCUACCCUCAACUAUUGUGCAGCUGAGAUAUUUGAUGUGCCUUUACAUUGAUGGUUUUACUAGAGUGCCAAACGGGAUUGGGAGCCUAACAAGCCUUGAAGAACUCACAUUUCUAGGCAUUUAUGACUCCACUGUGGACAUUAUAGAAGAGCUGGGCCAGCUAACGGAGCUACGGGUACUGCAUAUCGUUCUUUUUGGUGAAUGGAACGACAAGCUGGUGGAGUGCCUGCACAAGCUGAAAAAGUUGAAAUAUCUAUAUAUCAAGGACCGCAGUGGUCAACUUAACAUUGGUGGUUUGGAUGCCUGGGUAGCCCCUCCAAAUCUCCAAAUAUUGAAUACGCGAUCGGGUUGCUGGUUCACCACACUGUCAGCAUCAGCAUGGAUGAAUCCAUCUCUUCUUCAGGACCUCUCCUUAUCUACCACCGUGAGGGAGUUGCAGCAGGAUGACAUUAUAAUUCUUGGGAGUUUGCCAGCUCUCCGCUAUCUAAAUCUGAUGAUUGUUGGUGAGGAUUUGGGAGUUCACAAUGAAAUCCAUGGGGAAUGCAUUGUUGGUGCUGGUUUGUUCCCAUCCCUAGUAUACUGCCAGCUCUGGGGAAAUGUGGCGCCUAUAGUGUUUCAGCGAGGAGCCAUGCCACGGCUCAGAACCCUUGACUUUCGGUUAUCUGUUCAAGAGGUGAGAGGAAUCAACGGCAGGGAUGGUGGUAUCGACUUGGGCCUCAGGAACCUGCCAUCACUCCAGAAGGUUUGGGUUCAUUUGGACCCUGAGGGCGCUAACAAGGCAGAGGUGAAGGAACUGGAGGCUGAGUUGACGCGUGCCAUCAAAAUUCAUCCAAAUCAUCCUCAGCUGUAUGGAAUUCAGGAUGAAGAUGCAGAUGAUGAAUGAUGCACUGGAGAAAAGAUUACCAAUUAUGCAGAAGCUAGUGCACUUUCAACUUUCAUGGCACUGGUCUCAAGGAUUGUCUGAUUCAGAUGGAUUACUUCUGUUUCUGUCUCAGAUUCAGAAUGUGAUGUCCACCCCAAUCAUCCAACCCUUAAGGAACAUGGUGUCAUGGUGAUGAAGAUGUAAGGAGCCAACUUGUGAUCAUCCGCUGGAAAAUGGAAGAGCAAUCUGGUGGCCUGAUGGACUAGCAAACCUGGAAGUAAGUACAAACAAAACACGAGACAGAGACACAGAGUCGGGCCUAAGAUUUAGCAAAACUGAUGCUGGGUUGGGUAUGUAUGCCCUGUUUGGUGUGCUCUGAUCAGAGGAUGACAUUUACAGAAUUAAAGCGUAGUGUGGCAAUGUGGCAGCCUGGGGAAACCUGCAACUGGCGAUCUGGAGGUCUGGAGAGAACAAAACGCCAGUGACAGUUGGGGCUUAGGCUUGGCAAGCCUAAUAUUGCAAUAGCACAUAUGAAUAACGGUUGUUUGUUGCGACUGGAAGUCCUGUUUGGUUUUUUUACAUAGUGUUUGCUGUUUUCACUCA
Molecule: messenger RNA, 4189 nt
Organism: Zea mays
Lineage: Eukaryota; Viridiplantae; Streptophyta; Magnoliopsida; Poales; Poaceae
Product: disease resistance protein Pik-2
Exons: 5
Coding region: 914-3607 (897 amino acids)
Biological process (GO): defense response to other organism
Molecular function (GO): ADP binding
Source: RefSeq, a predicted model, not a curated record